AUGCCUUCCCCCUUGGCAGAUCCUGUCAAGCUCCCUUGUGGACUGGUUCUACCUAACCGCCUUUCGAAGGCGGCAAUGGCCGAGAAUAUCGCCAAAACAAAUGAACCAAACCAAACCCUUUCUGACGCCUACAACCAAUGGUCCGAAGGCGGAUGGGGUAGCAUCCUCACAGGAAACGUCCAAGUAGACGUCAACCACCUAGGAGGCCCCUUCGACCCAGCCCUACACGCAGAAUACAAAGGCGAAGCUAGCCUUGUCGCCAAAUGGAAAUCAUACGCCGACGCAUGCCAAAAGCAUGGCACCCCGACCAUCGUCCAGGUCUGUCACCCAGGCCGGCAGUCCUUCCGUUUCGCCGGCCAGCGCGGUAUCUGGGCGAGUACGAUCGCGCCUAGCGCCGUGCCUAUUAACAUUGGCGGUAGUUUGUUAGAGCGGAUUAUUGCGACCCUAGCGUGGACGGCGCCAAGGGAGAUGACCUCUGCGGAGGUUGAGAGGGUUAUUAGUCAGUUUGUCGAUACCGCGCGACUUAUGGCUGAUGCAGGAUUCUCUGGAAUUGAGUUGCAUGGUGCGCACGGGUAUUUGAUUGACCAGUUCUUGAAUGGAAAGACAAACCUCCGCACAGACGAAUACGGCGGAAGCCCGGAAAAGCGCGCACGAUUCGUACUAGAAAUCCUCUCACAAACUCGAAAAGUAGUCCCGAGCACAUUCUGCAUCGGUAUCAAACUCAACUCAGCAGACCACAGCUCCGCAAACUUCGAAGAAACAAUGACUCAAAUCAAGCUCCUCGUCGAAGCCGGUAUCGACUUCAUGGAAAUUAGCGGCGGAUCCUACGAAGACCCCAAGAUGAUGGGUUACUCUAAACAGGAGUCAACAGCACCGGCCAAGUCCGAGCGCACAGCCGCGCGGGAGGCGUUCUUCCUUGAAUUCGCUAAGGAGGUUCGCGCGCGACACCCUGGUUUGGUAUUGAUGCUGACCGGCGGGUUCCGGAGUCGGGCUGGUGCGGAAGCUGCGAUUCUUGAUGGGGCUUGUGAUCUCGUAGGGAUUGGAAGACCUGCUGCUAUUAAUCCCAGGUUCCCAUUGUUGUUGCUUGAUGAAAGUGUUGAGGAUGAGAAGGCUGUUUUGCCUUUGAAUAAGGUUCCGACGCCGUUUUGGGCAAGCUGGUUGCCGAGGAAUUUGAUUGGGGCUGGGGCUGAGAGUUCCUAUUACGCUGGUCAGAUUCUGCGGCUGGCGAAGGGGCUGGCUACUGUUGCGCCGGCUUUGUGA
Molecule: messenger RNA, 1260 nt
Organism: Penicillium odoratum
Lineage: Eukaryota; Fungi; Ascomycota; Eurotiomycetes; Eurotiales; Aspergillaceae
Product: NADH:flavin oxidoreductase/NADH oxidase family protein
Exons: 6
Coding region: 1-1260 (419 amino acids)
Molecular function (GO): FMN binding; oxidoreductase activity
Source: RefSeq, a predicted model, not a curated record